AGGGGGCGCUGCCGCCUUCCCGUCCUCUCCGCCCCUCGCUCGGGAGGCGGGGCCAGGCCGCUCGGUGAACCCGGAUGGCGCCCCGGAAGCGGAAAGGGGGCCCUGGCAGGACCGCAGAGACGUGACCUCCGGACGUCCGAGCGAGCGGGCCUGGUACAGGCAAUUAAAAAUGGGUGGCCAUUUUGGAAACUUGGAAAGAGUGAGGCAUGUGAUCACUUACAGCUUGUCUCCAUUCGAGCAGAGGGCAUUCCCUAACUACUUCACCAAAGGAAUUCCAAAUGUAUGGCGGCGAUUUCGUUCACAGGUCUUCAGGGUAGCUCCUCCUUUUGUGCUGGCCUAUGUUGUUUACAUCUGGGGGAACGAAGAAUUUGAGCGACUGAAAAGGAAGAACGCUGCUGACUUUGAAAAUGAUGAGUAAUACAGCUAAUAGGGAGAUCUUAGUGUAUUAAUGUCAGAGUCCCUUCCUUGUUUCUAAACUUGUUCACAUACACACAAAAGGAUAUUUAUUCUAGCAGGCUGUGAAAGCUUGUUCAAUAAAUCUUAGUUCCUA
Molecule: messenger RNA, 550 nt
Organism: Chrysemys picta bellii (western painted turtle)
Lineage: Eukaryota; Metazoa; Chordata; Testudines; Emydidae
Product: cytochrome b-c1 complex subunit 8
Biological process (GO): mitochondrial electron transport, ubiquinol to cytochrome c
Source: RefSeq, a predicted model, not a curated record